This is a messenger RNA of Plasmodium gallinaceum, 318 nucleotides long. RefSeq names its product enhancer of rudimentary homolog, putative (gene ERH). Lineage: Eukaryota; Apicomplexa; Aconoidasida; Haemosporida; Plasmodiidae. The coding region runs from base 1 to 318 and encodes 105 amino acids. The transcript is spliced from 3 exons. The record is from RefSeq and is a predicted model, not a curated record.
AUGAAUCCAUCUUAUAGCGAUGUUGUGCUAUUAGUUCAAUUUUCUCGUAAAAUAGAAAGCAGAACUUUUGUUGAAUAUAAUUCUCUAAAAUUAGCUUUAAAUGGAAUUUGUCAAUUAUAUGAGCAAGCUAUAAAAGAAAAUGAUCCUUCAGUUCAAAGAAUAACAUAUAAUAUGAAUGAUUUAUUUUUAUAUAUUGAUAACAUACAAAAAAUGACUUUAUUAUUAUUUCAUCAACCUACAUGGACAUAUAAACCUCAUGAUAAAAAGUGGAUAAAACAAAAGCUGGUUGAACAUAUUAAAGAUCAAAUUGGUAAAUGA